GAUCCAACAUGUUGGGAUGAUGUUUUAAUACCAGGUCAAAUAUCAGGUGUAUGUCAGUCUGAGAACUGCAAUGGAACUGUAGCUGAAUUUUAUUUUAAAUGUGCCAAACAUAUUGCAUUACCAGAUGAAUGGGCAAUUCCAUUAUAUCUUAUAAAAAAUAAUUUUAAGCACAUACCAUGUAUUGCUUGUACUGGUAUAAGUGAAGUGAUAUUAGUAUUUCCAUGUGCAGAUGGCCAUGUUAUUUGUAUAGAAUGCUUUAGACUAUAUUGUAUCUCGCGUUUAAAUGAGAGAAGAUUUAUUCAAAAUGAAGCAGUUGGUUACACAAUUGAUUGUCCUGCCGGUUGCACAGAUUCUCUUAUUAAAGAACCACACCACUUCAGGUUGCUUGGGGAUGAACAGUAUUCAAGGUAUCAAAGAUUUGGUGCAGAGGAAUAUCUUCUUCAAGCAGGAGGUGUUCUGUGCCCACAACCAGGAUGUGGGGCUGGUCUUUUGCCAGAUCCUGAAUGUCGUCGUGUAGUAUGUGUUCAAGAUGGUGGUGGGGGAUGUGGUUUUGUGUUCUGCAGACAAUGCAUGCAAGGAUUUCAUAUUGGACCUUGUGAAGCUCAAGAGCCUUCAGGAAUCACAGAUGGAAUGAACUAUGCGAUUAUUGAUGAAAGAGCAUCUAGCUCCAAGUGGGAUGAAGAUAGUAAAAAAAUUAUAAAAAUUACUACAAAGCCUUGUCCCAAGUGCAGGACCCCAACAGAAAGAGAUGGUGGAUGUAUGCAUAUGGUUUGUACUCGAUCACAGUGUGGAUAUCAUUGGUGUUGGAUAUGUCAAGAAGAAUGGACACGAGACUGUAUGGGAAAUCAUUGGUUUGGCUGAUGAAGAAGCCUUUUAUUUUAGUUUUAUAGUUGUCAAAUUUUUCUAACAUCAAAAUAAUCUUGCAUCUCUCUUAAAAUUAUAUUGUGCUGAAGCAUUUUUAAGUUUCAUAUAGGUGGUCUGAAGUUACCAUUUGUUUUUUUAAGUACAAAAUGGGAUCAAAAUUGUUCCUUUUUCUUGAGUGUCAUAUAUUAAAUAUCAGUUAUGUUUGCAAGUCAUCUGUGAUAUUAAAAUAUGCAUAAAAAUAUGACAAUUAUAUAGAUGGAUCUGUGAUACUCAUCUCUGUUUUACAAGAGUCUUAGCUAAUAAAGGAUUGUUUUUUUAUUAA
Stegodyphus dumicola is the source of this 1186-nucleotide messenger RNA. RefSeq names its product E3 ubiquitin-protein ligase parkin (gene park). The record is from RefSeq and is a predicted model, not a curated record. Gene Ontology annotation, cellular component: cytosol; mitochondrion. NCBI's taxonomy places the organism in Eukaryota, Metazoa, Arthropoda, Arachnida, Araneae, Eresidae. Gene Ontology annotation, biological process: protein ubiquitination. Gene Ontology annotation, molecular function: zinc ion binding; protein binding; ubiquitin-protein transferase activity.